AUGCGUUUCAGCAAGUCUCUCAUCAUCAUGGUCGCAGCCACGAUGGGUGCCAACGGUGCUCCCUUCGGCGAGCAAAGCGGCUUGACGCAGUCCAACGCGCUGGCGGCCCGACAGGCCCCUGCCGCUGCUCCUCCCGCAGUCCCGGCCGUGGUUAAGGCCGACAAGGACGAUAACAAGGAGGGCGACAAGAACGGAGACAAGAAGGGCGACAAGAAGAGCGAUAAGAAGGAGAAGGAGAAGGGUGACAAGAAGGGCGACAAGAAGGGUGAUAAGAACGGGGACAAGAAGGAGGGCGAGAAGGAGAGCGACAAGCCCCGCGAGGGCGGCGAGACUGGCGAGGGCGACCGCAGCAACAGCGACCGCGAUGGUGAUCGCAACGGCGGCCGCGAUGGCGACCGCGAUGGCAACCGAGGUGGAGGCCGAGGAGGCCGCGACGGCGACCGCGACGGCGAUCGUGAUCGUGACUGCCGCAACGGCAUCGAGGGCCGCACUCGCAACGGCGAUCGCUGCUGCGUGCGAUUCGACGAUCGCGGCAACAGCAACCGCGACGGAGACCGCGAUCGCGAGUGCUACAUCGACGGCGACCGCAACGGAGGUGGCCGUGGCGGCCGGGACGGCGAUCGUGAUGGAGACCGUGACGGCAACCGUGGUGGUGGCCGGGGUGGCCGCGACGGCGACAGACGCCCUCCCCCUCCUCCUGCCGGUCCGGCCUUCCCCGCCCCCUUCCCCGUCCCCGGCCAGCCUCCCAGACCCGGCUUCGGCGCUCCUCCCCCUCAGCCCGGCUUCGGCCCCGAUGGCGAGCGCGAUGGUGUCAUGAAGGCCAACUAA
Molecule: messenger RNA, 828 nt
Organism: Colletotrichum karsti
Lineage: Eukaryota; Fungi; Ascomycota; Sordariomycetes; Glomerellales; Glomerellaceae
Exons: 2
Coding region: 1-828 (275 amino acids)
Source: RefSeq, a predicted model, not a curated record